This is a messenger RNA of Biomphalaria glabrata, 1260 nucleotides long. RefSeq lists its product as uncharacterized. The record is from RefSeq and is a predicted model, not a curated record. Lineage: Eukaryota; Metazoa; Mollusca; Gastropoda; Planorbidae. The coding region runs from base 186 to 695 and encodes 169 amino acids. The transcript has 5 exons.
AUAAAUUUAUAUACCGUGUUCAGAUAUUUGUUUUCCGGACUUGUUUAGGCAACCGCUUCAUGCUGGAUACUCCUAUAGACUUUGUAUCAGCUCAAACGCAUGCAACAUGUUUUAAUUCUGGUAUCUUCUUGAUUGUUUAUUAGUGGCUAAGUCAACAGUGAAGGGGAAAAAACUAAAUUCGGAAAAUGUCUUACAAACAAGAAAGAGCAGCUUUCACAACUUUCAAGUCCAACUACACCGAGCUGCACCAAGAUUUGACCAGAUUUUUUCAAGAGCUUCCUGGGAGGCUGAAAAGAAGAGCCCCAACUGGGCUGAGUGAUGUCAAGGUCAUCCCUACCAUCAUGUCGCCUAGUGACGAAUUCUUCAAUGUCGAUGAGGCGGACCUCGUUCUGAAGAAGUGGCAGGAGGUAGUCGAUGCCACGAAGUUUGUGCUGUUGAACAUUGUCAGUUACGUCACAGAAAACAAUCAGGAAUGGUUUCAGGAACAAAAGAAAAAGUUAGAUUGGUGGUUUGACGUUCUUAGCGGCCAAGCAAAUCUGCUGAGACUGGAGACGUCUACUGUUGAAAAAUUAAGAGAAGCCCGUGCUGGAAUAGGCUCAGCUAACAGAGGAACUGCUGAUUUGAGAGAAAAAAUUGAAAUGAGAAAAAAACAAGACACCAUCAACUCACUCAAGACAUUGUUAACCGCGUCAUAAAAGCAACGGUGAUAAAGGUCUAACGCGUCAGUUUCAGUGCCUCUUUGUAAAUACAUGUUUGAAAAUGUAUAUAUCAAAGUUCGAUUUUUUUUUGGUUUCAUUUCGUUAGCACAUUAUAGAAAUGAUACUUUUGUGUAAUAUUUAGCGACGUGAAUACUUAUUUAAUGUACCUCUGUUUAAAUAUUUAUGUCUGCUUUUAUUUAAAGUCUAAAUGUAUACAUAGGCUACUUUGUUGCUUCUUCAAAGCUUGUUUAUACAAAUUGACAUUUUAAAGCUUAUUUUAGGUCAUAAAUUAUUUAAUUUAUUUAAUUUUUAAUUAGACGAUCACUUAGUGAUGUUAAAAUAAUGAUAAACAGAUGAUUGAUUACGACACAGUUUUGUGUAUAGCGAUUAAAAACUAAAAAUAUACAUUUCAAAACAUGGGUAGAGAGUACUUCUAUGUGUAGCUACUAUCCAACAUUUAGCUGAUCCUUGUAUAGUUUAGGGUAAGUUCUAAAAACGAUAUUAUUAUGUGCAUCGGGUUAUGUUGAUGAGUUAAAAGACAAUACAUUAAUUUCUAAAAAUA